Molecule: messenger RNA, 498 nt
Organism: Oryzias melastigma (Indian medaka)
Lineage: Eukaryota; Metazoa; Chordata; Actinopteri; Beloniformes; Adrianichthyidae
Product: malate synthase
Biological process (GO): glyoxylate cycle
Cellular component (GO): cytoplasm
Molecular function (GO): malate synthase activity
Source: RefSeq, a predicted model, not a curated record
AUCCUGCGGCUCAGAGCAUCCAGAAAGGUCCAACUCGAUCUCUCUGGGAACCUCCCAGACUUCCUGGAGAGCACUGUGCACAUCAGAGCAGACCCCUCCUGGCGGGUGCUGCCCGUGCCCCCCAGACUCCAGAAGAGACAUGUGGAUGUAGGAGACACAGCCCCCUGUGAUACCCAGCGUUUCAUCAGGGCCCUGCAGUCCACCGCACAAGGCAUACAGGUCGACUUUGAUGAUGGAAACUGCCCCACAUUUCACAACCAGAUCAAGGGCAUCCACACCGUGGUGCAGGCGGCGAGGAGCCUGCUGCCAGAUGUUCCUCACAUCUCAGAGGCCCCGGUGCUGAUGCUGCGCCCCCGUGCCUGGAACAUGGUGGAGCACAACAUGAUGGUGGCGGGUAAAGAGGUUCCCGGUCCCCUCUUUGACUUUGGGCUGCUCAUGUUUCACUGCGGCGUGACUCUGUUCCAGAACCAGAGUGGACCCUUCUUCUACCUGUCAAAA